This is a messenger RNA of Aspergillus glaucus CBS 516.65, 1547 nucleotides long. RefSeq names its product gluconokinase. The transcript is spliced from 2 exons. Gene Ontology annotation, cellular component: cytoplasm. Lineage: Eukaryota; Fungi; Ascomycota; Eurotiomycetes; Eurotiales; Aspergillaceae. The record is from RefSeq and is a predicted model, not a curated record. Gene Ontology annotation, molecular function: gluconokinase activity. The coding region runs from base 401 to 1090 and encodes 229 amino acids.
GAGCAUUACCCCGUAUCAUAGAGCUAUGUACUCGAGAUAUAUGUACUACUACAUACUAGGGGGCCCCAAACUCUACAGAUCGAUCGGCAACUAACAACCAAACCGGCGGCGCAUCCCUUUUCGAAUCCACCCUUCGUACUAUCGAUAAAUUACCACAUUCCAGAACAGCCCCACCAAUUCCGGAUUCGAAACGGCUGAGUGAAUAAGAACGCUCUGUUUGCAUCUUUCUCUUUUCUGUUUCUCUUUUUCUUCUCUUCCCUAGACCGUCCCUUGUAUAUAUAUACCUUACCACUGCUCGCAUUCUGGUUCACCCGUUCAAAUCCACCGGAACCAUAUCACCUCGGCGUCAUACUUGUUUUUAUCUUUCUCCGUCCCUUUCUUCCUCUUCUACACCACCACCAUGUUGUCUGCUGGUGAACGGCCUCAGCCGCCGACUCUCAAUGCCGUCCUAGACUCUCCCGUAAAACCCGUUGCCCUCAACCACUCCGCCCACUCUACUGCAACCUGGCCAGAGAUGGACCAGGUUGGGAAUAUCCAGCACAUCUGGGUCAUCACCGGCCCCGCAGGAUGUGGGAAAAGCACCGUUGGCCUCGGCCUGCAACGGAAAUUAGAUUGUCCCUUUCUCGAGGGUGACGACUUCCACUCCCCCUCCAACAAACAAAAAAUGAGCCAAGGCGCCCCCCUCACCGACGAAGACCGCUGGGACUGGUUAAUCUCCCUGCGCAAAGCCGCCAUCGACUCCCUCUCCCCCUCCGACUCGAACAACUUCCACCCGCCCUCCGGCGUCAUCGUCGCCUGCUCCGCGCUGAAGCAGAAAUACCGUGAUGUCAUGCGCGUUGCUGCGUACGGAACACCUCUCGUCCAGAUCCACUUUAUCUACCUGCGGUUGUCGGAGAGCGUGCUUAUCCAGCGGGUGAAUCAGCGCGAGGCGCAUUAUAUGAAGAGUGGGAUGGUGCAUUCGCAGCUUGAGGUGCUCGAGGAGCCGCUGGGUGAAUGGGAUGCGUUGACUGUUAAUGUUGAGGGGCCGAAGGAGGAUGUGCAGAAGAAUGUGUGGGAGUUGGUUGGGGCCAAGUUGGCGGAGUAUGAGUAGUCGCUUGCCCCGUCUCUCUUGCUGUUCUUCGUUUGUUUUUCCUUUUGGUAUUGGUUGGGACAUUAAAAAGCAUACGCAUGCAUGGUCUCCAUCCCGGUGUCUACGGAGUUCUCAUGCGCUGGGAAGCAUGAGGUCUGUUUUCGGCAUUAUUUUCGGAGUUUCUGUUUACUGGUUUCUGCAUUGUUUAUGUCGGUUUGAAACGAUUUAUACCCCGUCGUUUAGGGGCAGAACUGCUUUUCUUGUCAUGUCUUUUGCCCCGUCUUGAUUUCGAAUACCCAGUGAAAUACAAUUGUUUCAAAGUUAGUUUCUACUGAUGACUUUUGCAAUAUCGUGGUUGCUCUUGUAUGCUAUCGUAGACUCCAGACAAAACCGAUACCUUGCAGAUCAUCUGUCAUUUGUGUUCCUAAUCAUUUUUCCUAUCAUAUUAGACUAACAGAUACAUAAAGUCAUUGCACAC